UGGGUAUGUAUUUAAGAUUUACUAGGACAUUUGUGUGUUUACCAUUUUGCUUUUUACAUCUUAAAUCAAACUUCAGAUAACAUGUUAGAAUAGUCGAUAUCGUGCAAAUGAACAUGGUUCAUCAAAUAAUGGAUGCUGUAUUGACAUUUAUACUGUGUUCCACCUUUCCCAGUGUCUCCACAUUCAGUAGAAUCAGGGAAAAGGUGGGGAUGUUGGAAUUGGUGGGGAAGGUCGGGGAUUUUUCUUUAAAUCCAGGAAUUAUGGGAAUCCCCCAGUGAUAUUAAUUGGAGGGGAAAAUGCAAUGCUCCAGUUUGCUGUCUCCCUGACUCCAAAAACAUUUUUUUUUUUCGAAUAGUAAUUUGGCAUGUAGUCAUGCACAUUAUAAAAUGGUGUAUGCAAAUUUUUAUUUGUAGUAAAGAAAGUGUAUGAUUACUGGGUCAGUAAUGGGGAUGGUGGGAGCCGGAUUUUCUUUAUUUCUUUUAUAAAAAUGCAAAAGGUGAAUUAUUUUUAAAAAUGAAUCUGAGAAAUUUGAAAAUUUGGUCAAAGAACCAUCAGAGGAAUGUUGUUAUUGCAGAUACGUGCGUACACCCUGUUUGUGCAAAUGCUUACCCUGCGGAGAACACGUUGGUCAUAAAAGUGUUUGUUCUAUAAGUGCACUUCCAGUGUCCUGGUAUCAGGACAUCAGCAUAGGACAGAAUAAGGAACUUUUAGACAGACAAGUAUUUCCAGUGACAGUGCUACCCAACCAUGUCUCCUUGCGUUCCUCAGACUCCAGCAGUAAUGUCUGUCUGGAAAAGGUUUUGGUAGCUUUCAUUCUAAUGGUGUGGGACCUUAUUCAUGCUUGUGAGCUUUUCUUGGAAAACACCCAAUUUCAACCAAUUUUACACUUUGUACACGUUUGUAUUCUGUUGGAACACAUUAACUAAACAAAUCAAAUACGUAUUGUGGCAUGACAUUCCUGUGGUGAGUACCGUGCUUCGCAACUGCUCAGUUUAUCUGCCUGAUGGUCCCAGCCCAGCCUAAUGGGGUGCGAUGGGCCCAGGAGGUGUCCCCAGGGAUGCUCUGGCAGUCCUCGGUGGGGGAGUCGGCGUGUGCUCUCUCGCCCGUCUGCCGUGGCUCACACUCGUGUCUACGAAGAGAGAGGCUGAUAUGUCACAUGUCGGUAUGUUCGUGUGAACAUGACAUACAAAAUUUACAUAUUUUAAUUGUGUGCACUUACACUUUUAUUCUGGGACAGUAAAAAUAGUUGUAGAUUAGUGUUCUGUACAUUCGUGAGGUUUCACAAAAAAAAUAUGGUAGUUCUUCUUGUCUAUUAAUUAUGUUUUUCUACCAAGUGCUUUACAGUGGUAGUGAUAGUUUGUUUUAUAAGUGUUUAUGUUAAUGAUGAAUUAUUUGCCUGGUAAUUGUCAUGAAUUAAAUAAACAUUGAUUUUAUGAAUAAUAAUUUACUGGUGUGGUUUGCAGCAUAAAUAUUUUAAUAAAUAUGAAAGCAUUUAGUCCAACAAACACUGUCUUAACUGCUUGUGUAAUUAAGAAAAUUAUCCUGCAUGAUACAAGCACAUAGUCCACAAAUUUAUAUUUUAUUUGCAAUAGGUAAAAAAAGUAGAGGUAAAUUUUGGAUUAUAUUGUGAAAAGAAAGGUGUAAGGGAAGGAGAGAUCCAAGCCUAUUUUGGGCACACAGACCACUUGUGUAACGACUGAUUGCUCAGCAGUUUCAGUUGUGCCGAUGGUCGGUGCUGAGCAAUUCACCUCGGGCCCACCGCGAGCCACCGAGGACUCGUGACGGCGGAGAAGUCGCAGCUGUCGGACAGGAAUAUUAACGACCCUGCUCUUACGGCGGUGCCGAGAGCAGACACGAUUCUGCCGACUCAUGAACCGGUCGCGGAGAGAGAGCAAAAAAAAAACUGAGCCAGCAGCCUCACAUCGUGAUGGGACCAUUGUGUGCCGCGGGGCGAGGAAUGGUGUCAGAAGCCCAGUUGGGGGAGGAGGGGAGGAACGUGACCUUGACCUUCUCAGGAGCAACGACCGAGGCUGGCCGCAAGCAGCUCAGUUGAGAGCGUGCACGCGACUCGCGGACACGUGUAUCUCGCUGCCACCGCCGCCGUGCGCCUCUGCCAUCGGUACGACUUCACAUUCUCUAUCUUUACCUUGGUGGAGGAACGCUAUAUCUACAUCCAAAGAGGUAAUAAUGACUCACUCAAUAAGAAUAAUAGCUUUGUCCUGUUACGUGCUGAUCUCUGUGGAUAGUCAACAUGCUGCAGACUUGGGAAACAGCAUUUGGCACCGACUUGGCUCACAAAAGGAUUAUAGCAACGCAGCAGCGCGGAGCAGCGAGGAGGAGGUGUGUCGCACUCAGAGUGGAGCCCUGGGAGUGUGCUACAGCGAGGCAGACUGCGAGGAGCUGGGCGGUAUGGACCUGUCUUCCUGCGACGAGAACAACGGUGUCUGUUGUAUAGUGGAGAAGAGUUGUCGUAACACUUCCGCGCAGACUGUGUCGUAUUUCGUCAACCCGAGUUACCCCAACGUGGACACGGUAGGCUCAUUCUGCGACUACAGAAUUGACGUAAUCAACGAAAAUAUCUGCCAAAUCAGGUUGGAUUUUGAUCGUUUUUCCAUCAUGGGACCCCAUUCUUCAAUGGGAAUUUGCCGAAACGACAGAUUCAUGGUCAUGACAACACUGCCAAAUGGCUUUGGACUGUCUGAGUUGUGCGGGGAAAACUUUGGGCAACAUAUAUAUGUUCCAGUCGACACAGCCGCAACCGACGGUGUUUCUGUCUCCCUCAUGGUCAUGACGUCCGGUCUUAAGCCGUACGAGUGGAGAAUACAAGUCACGCAAAUCGACUGCGUAGAGAACCCGGAACUUGUCGCCCCGGCAGGCUGUCUGCAGUACUUCACCGGCGAGGCGGGCAGCAUCCAGAGCUUCAACUACGACAAAGGCCAGGGCCACUACCAGAGCAACCUGGACUAUGCCAUGUGCAUCAAGCGACUACCAAACACCUGCCAGAUUGUAUACAGACAAGUGGACGGCUCCAAGUUCUGGAUCAACUCCAUCGAUGGGGAGGCGCUGGAGGAAGGCGUGGGGCGCGCGGGCACGCUGGCCUGCGACACGGCCACGCACGACUACCUCUACCUCGUGGACGGCCGCGGCGGGGGGCCUGACGAGCUGGACGCCUACGGGGACCCGGUGGCCCUCACCGCCAGCUCCUGCGACAAGUUCUGCGGCCGCAGCCUGUCGGGCCUGGCCGUGGUGGAGACGGCCGAGAAGCUGCGCACCGGCUACAUCCUGGAGCCGCCCGACAACACCUCCUUCCCGUCGCCCGUCACCAGCCAUGCGGCAGGACCGAUCACGCUGAGGUUCCACUCGGACGAGGUGACGAGGCCGCUGCGAGAGACAGGCUUCCACAUCCGCUACCAGCAGAUGGCCACCGGCUGCGUGCGCGCACACAGAUAGUAGUGGACGGCUGUUGCUACUACACACCAGCACACGCGUCGGCCGUGUGUUCAGGGACAUCACGUACCUAACAACCACCCAGUGUCAGUCAGUGCAACUAACUCAACUCUGCUCCGGAGAGAGACAAUACCGAUUCAUCAAACUGACACCACUAACUAAUACUGCAAAAUUAUUGUGACAACUGGCCACAAACAAAUUUAUCUCGAGUGUCUAAUUUAUAAAAAUUUUCUCUUGUUGGUUUUCUUAUUAGAAAACUAUUAAGUUAAUUCUAUUAUUAAUAUUCUUAAUUUCAGCCAGAAUUUAACCCAAGGGCAUAAUUGGCAUGACACUAGAGUAUUAUCCGCCAAUUGGUUCUGCAAGUAAGUAAUGGUCAUUUGUUCAGUAAGCCUAGUAUGGAAAGUAAUAAAGUCUAUACAAGAUGUCACUCACAAUGGUACCGACAAUACCAUAUCUAAAGUGUCAGAAGUAAUGAAAUACUAUGUUGCUUAGUACCAUUUUCUUAAUUUCUCUGUAAUUUUUAGUGUGAAAUUAUUAAAAAACAUAUUUUAAGUUAUCUGCCCAACUUCAAUUGACGGAGAAAAUAGGAAGUUAUGUUUCACCUAGUUAAGUCUCCACUAUCGUUGGAGACAAAAAAUUUGACAAACAUAUUUUAGAACCAGUCCUAUAUAUAAUUUUUUAAUGAAAACUCAAGUCAUCCAACUUGUAAAAAAAAUUAAUACUCUCUGACAUUAUUUGACCAAACACAUGGAAAAUGUUGAAAGUGAAAGUUUUAUAAGGCUUCAAGGAGUUAUUUUUUUAAAUAAUUUAAUACUGAACACUAUUUUUUAUGUUUAGUGUAGAUGUAUGUUGCAUUUCACAUUAAAUGGUAUGAACACAACA
This is a messenger RNA of Bacillus rossius redtenbacheri, 4329 nucleotides long. RefSeq lists its product as uncharacterized. Bases 1870 to 3450 code for a protein of 526 amino acids. The transcript is spliced from 9 exons. Lineage: Eukaryota; Metazoa; Arthropoda; Insecta; Phasmatodea; Bacillidae. The record is from RefSeq and is a predicted model, not a curated record.